Molecule: messenger RNA, 1742 nt
Organism: Drosophila arizonae
Lineage: Eukaryota; Metazoa; Arthropoda; Insecta; Diptera; Drosophilidae
Gene: Dgkepsilon
Product: diacylglycerol kinase epsilon
Biological process (GO): phospholipase C-activating G protein-coupled receptor signaling pathway
Cellular component (GO): membrane
Molecular function (GO): ATP-dependent diacylglycerol kinase activity
Source: RefSeq, a predicted model, not a curated record
CACUAGCUAUAAUUAGUUGAAACAUUGAAUUGAAUAUAAAACAUAAACAUGAGAUAUGUAAAAAUGUAAGAAUCCUCAGGCAAUCAGUAGAACACAGGCAAACAGAUAUGGAUAUAGCCAGCAUUGAGCUUAGCGUGGAAGCGCUCAUUGGCUCGCUUGUGGCCCUGAGCAUGCUUUUCAUCUUCUGUCGCAGCAUUUUAACGGAAGAUGUUGUCAUUUGCAUAUCGGGCAAAACACGUCAUAGUUGGAAAUCAAUAAAAAUCGUUGAACAGGCCUGCUUUUGUAAUGUGUGUGAGAUUCUGUUGACACCAUCUGCUGGUCUCUUCUGCGACUGUUGUGGCCUCUGCACGCAUUCGGAGCCAACAUGUCAAAGGCAAGCAGACACUCGCUAUCGCUGCAAGGACAAAUGGCUACGAAAUACGAAUGCAGUGCGUCAUUUAUGGGUACGCGGCAAUUUGCCAAUGAAUUACAGCUGUUCAGGGUGCGGACAAGAAGCUGAACAGGAUCAUAGUAGCAGCUCGGGACCAGGUCUGUUUGGCUGGCGGUGUGCCUGGUGUCAACGUUGUUACCACGACACAUGCUACAAGAAAGUGGAUAUCAAAGGUGAAUGUGACUUUGGCGAGUUUCGGGACAUGAUAUAUCCGCCCUACAGCAUUGUCGCAGCCAGGACACGUGAAUCUGUGCGUUUGCAUCUCGCAGGCAUAAAGCCACCUGACAUUGAAAACUGGGAACCACUAAUUGUUAUAGCCAAUACCAAAUCGGGUAGCAGCACGGCCGCAAAUGUUUUAUCGCUAUUGCGUGGAUAUCUGCAUCCAAUGCAGGUGAUGGAGCUGGGCACACGCGGACCGCAUGAUGCACUCCAGUGGGCAGCUAAAACAAGUCCACGCCCUUGUCGCAUUUUAGUUGCUGGUGGCGAUGGAACAAUUGGCUGGGUGCUUAACACCAUUUACACCCUAAACAUAAAACCUCAACCAUCUGUGGCUAUCAUGCCACUGGGCACUGGAAACGAUUUAUCCCGCGUCCUGGGCUGGGGCGCUGAGCCGCCUUCAGUGCUCGAUCCCCUGCAGAUACUGCGAAGCAUAAGACGUGCCAAAUCCGUAAAUCUUGAUAGGUAUGAUCUUCAAAUUGAGAAGCUGCACUAUCGUCUUCCCAUCCAAAUGCAGCCCUUGAAGACCAUACACGUUUACAACUAUUUCAGCGUGGGAGUCGACGCAUACAUCACCUACAAUUUUCAUAAGACACGCGAAUCUCGAUUUUAUCUGCUCAGCAGCCGCAUUUUUAACAAGCUGCUCUACUUCACCUUUGGUACACAUCAGGUCAUGCAGCCGGACUGCGAACGCAUUGAUAAGAAACUAGAACUUCAUCUAGAUAACAAGCUAGUCGAACUGCCGGAGUUGCAAUCGUUGGUGUUCCUAAAUAUUGAUUCCUGGGGAGCCGGUUGCAAACUAUGCGAGCUGAGCAACUCGAAUGACGAACCUCGCAUCGUGAACUCCAUUUCUGAUGGUAUGAUGGAAGUAUUUGGCAUAGUCUCAUCCUUCCACAUUGCUCAGCUGCAGUGCAACAUAAGCAAACCCGUGCGCAUUGGCCAAGCCAAGCAGAUAAGGCUACGGGUGAAUGGGACGGUACCUAUGCAGGCCGAUGGCGAGCCCUGGAUGCAGGCACCGGCAGAAAUACGCCUGCAGUCACGCAGCCAAGCUCGUGUAUUAAGAGCGCAGCCCGAAGCCCACCAAGUGCAGUAAUCU